Messenger RNA from Drosophila guanche, 2275 nucleotides. RefSeq lists its product as uncharacterized. The transcript is spliced from 2 exons. Lineage: Eukaryota; Metazoa; Arthropoda; Insecta; Diptera; Drosophilidae. The record is from RefSeq and is a predicted model, not a curated record. Bases 43 to 2256 code for a protein of 737 amino acids.
AAUACUCAAACAGCACACAGUUUCUACAAUUAUUCGUGCAAAAUGAAUGAUCAAAAGUGGCCGCACGAAGCGGCCGCUCAGCGAAAAGUACGGGGACAGUCGAUGCUGCGUAGCCAAAUCGAUACCAAAAUGAAUCCCGAAUACUCGGAUCAAAUGGUCUUGAAUAAUCGCACGCCCACAUCGAUAAUGAGUCGCAAAGCCACAACUCUGGUGUUGCCAGACUUUUCACGCUUCACGCUGGCCAAUAUAGCAUCACUGCCAUCGCACAGUACCAACGAUACAGUGACGACAAAGUCACAUGCCUUGGACCAGCUGAGAUCACCGAUUUGCAAGUACACAGAUCGUGUGGUGGAUGAGAUUCUAGUGCAGAUUUUCGUGGAGCGACGAGGUGACUUCUCCAUGACAUCCUCCUGCUGUGAAAAGACAGUUGUCAAGUGGGUAAAAUCCAAGAAGGACCUGCAUGUCGACAAGCGUCUCAAGUACUGGCGGGAAAUGAUGCAGCGGCGCCGCAAGCUGCAGCUUCGUGUGCAGAAAGUAACGGGCAAGAAUGCCGCUGAGGUGCUCUUUAAUCGACGCACUACCCUGGAGAACCGUAACGAGCAGAUGGUGAAGCGUCUGCUGGAGUAUGCGGAGCGCAUGCGGUGCGAUCGGCUGAUGGCCAUGCCCGUGUCCACGCUGCGCGAGUUCCAGGAUCCCUGUACAUGUCAGAUUAUUCAGGAGCUGCCAGAAACGCUGCCCAAAGCGGAACGCGUUGGUUAUAAGGAUGUGGAGAUCAUUGGGGUGCCAAAUGUGAUCAAACGAGAGCUCCUAGGCAGAGAGGCAGUUGGACAGGAGCUUCGACAUGCCUGGCUAAAGUCCAGCAUCUUGGAUAAGCAUCUCGAGCGCCGGUUCUGUGACAUUCACAACGUGCUGGACUUUUUUCCCGAUCUCGACGACCUUCAAGUUUCAGGCAUCAGUGUUGAGCGGCUCCGGGGUGGGCCCAAUACCACCUUUGUGGAUGCCCCAUCCCUAAAGAACAUCACGAAAAGCUCCUCGUUGCCUUUUGCGGAGGAGUGCGAAUGCGAGGAGGAUAUCGAGGAGGAUCCAAUGCCAACCAUAGGACAGCCUGAAGUGGCGCAGGUAGGGCUGCGUAUCAAUAGCAAUGACUACAUCCCAGCUGGCGCUGGCGCUGCUGAAGGCCUCAACGAAUGCUACGAGCUGCUGACAAAGUUCUCCUGUGAUCCCUUCGAGCGCAGUGGCAAGCACAUCCUGCGGUUGACAAACAUUGGCCAGCAGACGCUGUCCUUCACGUGGAAGCAGGGCGUCUACUACUACAAUCGUGGCUCCCUGCUGCUGGCCAAGGACAAUGAGUUCCUUUUUGACAUUGAGAACUUUCGUCUGACGCAUGGGGAGACCCGCGAUCUGGUCGUCGUGUAUCAGCCACGAAAGGUGGGCGUGGCCGUGGAGCUGUGGUUCCUCACAGUGGAGCCCCGAGUCUUUUGCAGCGGCAAGGAGUCGCUGAUGAUUCGCCUGCACGGUUGCUGUACGCCCCCCAAGGAGUACAGGGCCAAACUGAGGGAGCUCCACUGUGUGGCCAUAUGUAAGGGAAACACCGAAGAAGUGUUUCAAUUGACCACAAGACUUGGCACUAUGUCGCCCCUGAUUGUGCCACAGCCCGCCUGUUGCCCGCCCUACGAUCGCACAUUGGAUGAGCGAGAGAUCUUUAAUGCGUCGAAUCCCGGCCAUUUUUGCUUUCGGUUCGAUGAUCUGGAGGUGCUUAAGGUUCUGCACAAGCAACUGAAGAAGCCACGCGAACGUAAAUGGGAUCUGCAUCUGGACACCAUCAAGGAGUACAUUAUGCGCAUCGAAUCGUUUGAUAAUCGCGAGAGGAUUUUUGAAAUGUACACAGGGAUUCUCAUCAAUAUGCUGAAGCCAUCAUGCAGCCUGGACACCGUCGAACAGCUGGACACGCAGAAGCAACGCACGCGAUUCAUCUAUGUGCGUGGUGUCAUCUGCAAUGGCAUUGAGGAGUGGCAGGAUCUCAUAUGCACCCUCGAGGACUCGUUCUUUAAGCCAGAGCUGCAGCGUUACUACAUCAGCCUCAUGCAAAAGGUCGAGGAGGAGGAGAACGAAGAGAUCAAAUCCGUUGUUAUGUCGAAACUCUAUCAUUCGAAAUACUUUCGGGAUGCUCUGUUUAUACAGACCUACUCCCAUUUGUGCAAUAUAGCUGAGUAUAUUGUAUCGGUCAUAGAGAGCACAGAUAUUGUGCCAAUAUAGUUAGUUUUCGCUUGUUUUU